Messenger RNA from Sipha flava (yellow sugarcane aphid), 754 nucleotides. Its product is annotated as ejaculatory bulb-specific protein 3-like. The record is from RefSeq and is a predicted model, not a curated record. Bases 144 to 581 code for a protein of 145 amino acids. The transcript has 2 exons. Lineage: Eukaryota; Metazoa; Arthropoda; Insecta; Hemiptera; Aphididae.
CAGUUUUAGUUAGCAUAACGAACAAAAAAAAAAAAAAAAAACCGCACACUUGAUCGACUCCAAUAAUUAUUACUUAUAAAAGACUGUUCAAAACAUCAUAUCUUCAGUAUACAGUAUCUUAUUCUGUGAUACAACCGUAAGCCAUGGAUUCACGAAUUGCAGUAAUCUGUAUUAUCUUUACAGUGUUCACGGUGUACCAGACGGCCGGCGCACCACAAAAAGACACGGCAGUUGCCAACGGAUCAGCUUACACAACUAAAUACGAUAACAUUGAUGUGGACCAAAUUCUACGUUCGAAAAGAUUGGUAAAUAGUUAUGUGCAAUGUCUAUUGGACAAGAAACCUUGCACACCAGAAGGCGCAGAACUUAAAAAAAUUUUGCCUGAUGCUUUGAAAACGCAAUGUGUAAAAUGCAACAGCUACCAAAAAAACACUGCUCUAAAAGUUGUGGAACAUCUUCAAAGAGAUUAUGCCACAGAAUGGAAACUACUUCUCGACAAAUGGGAUCCUAAACGAGAAUACUUCCAGAAAUUCCAAACAUUUUUGGCAGAGGAAAAGAAAAAAGGUUUCGUCAAGUUCUAAAUAAAAGGAUCAUUUCUGUAUCUAUAGUUAAUAAUUCAUUUGAUUUAUAAUUAAUACCUUAUAAUUAGAUAAAUUUUCACUAUUCACCAAAAUUAAACAAUAAUUAAAAUACCUAACUUUUUUUAAAGAAGUUUUUAGUACACUUGUUUGUAUAUUGUAUUUAUUAAAAAAAA